Molecule: messenger RNA, 546 nt
Organism: Chironomus riparius
Lineage: Eukaryota; Metazoa; Arthropoda; Insecta; Diptera; Chironomidae
Source: the annotation of a GenBank genome assembly
AUGGCAUCAAACUUUUCCGCAAACCAAUAUGACAGAGCAUUCAGUACAAAAAAUUUGUGCAACUGGCAAGUGCCACAUUGCUAUCCACAACAUCCACGACGGCGGACGAAUAUUACACAAUUUAUUUCGAAUGAUCGUGGACAUUUAUUGCCCAAUUUCGAACGAUCGAAAUCAGGUUCUUGGGGACAUUUUAAGAGCACAUGGGAACUUCCGAAUAUCAUAACCCGACAGCAAGCAAAUGAUUUGAGUGCUCCACAAAUGGGAAAUUCACGAUGGUCACUUCCAGAUCCUAACAAGAGAAAGACGCUUGAAAAACCCUUGAAUAUAAAACGAGAAGAUAUCGACAAAGAUAAUCGUGCAGAGAGUUCUGAAUUAAUGAGAUCUCUUACUCCAUUUGAAAAUGAAGACUGCAAGCGAGAAAUUGAAGAAAAUGCAAAACGAAAGUUUAAUGAAAAGGAAAAAUUAAAUAAUCCGAUAGCUAUUUCAGCAUACGGAAAACGUGCGAUUCGGCAUGAAACUCUUGAACGCGAUAAUGAUUUGCAUUAA